AGUUAACAAAACAACAGCAUAAAAAAAACCAAUUGGCAAAAAUUUUGAAGAAAAGUGAGAAUCCAGUUCAAAAAAAAAAUUAACAACACAAAAUUUAAAAAAGAAAAACUUUAAAAGAAAAAUGAAAUUUGCAAAGCAACUCGUAAUUUUUGUGAGCCUAUUGGCCAUGGGCCAUGGCCUGAGUUUACCUCAACUUCGUGAAUCAAUUAAUGAAAUUGCCCAAAAUGUAUUGACUUUGUGCAAAAACCGCCAAAAUGAUACCCGCUUUGCUGACUACAAUGAUUGCCAUAAAUUCUAUGUCUGUGCCAAUGGCAUGGCCCAUGAAUACAAUUGUGACGAUGGUUAUCAUUUCGAUCAAUUCUCGCUUACGUGCAUGGAGGGUGGCGAUUGUCAAAACAAGGAAGUUCCCAGCGAAUGUUCGGAUGGCAGUGUACGCGCAGUCGAGGGCGAUUGUUACAUUUAUCAGUCGUGUGUUAAUGGCCAAUAUCAAAACAUCAAGUGUCACAUUGGUUAUUACUUUGAUGCCUCCAAGUUGGCUUGCAAACCCAUUCUCUACAAUGCCAAUUACAAGUGCAAUUGUGUGGUGCCCGAUCACACGGUAAUGUCGAACUAUGACAACUGUGAAACCUAUUAUCUGUGUGAAGAUGGUGAGGCCAUCCUCACCAAUUGUCCCUUGGGUGAAUACUAUAAUGCCACAUAUAAUUCGUGUUUGCCCGAUUUGGAUGCCAUUUGCCUGAUGGAACCCACCAAAUCACCUUUGCUAAAAAUCAAGUCCCAUGUUGAGAAAUUGGCCAAGAAUGCCAUGGAAACGAUGUGUCAAAAUGUUGGAAAUGAUCAGAUCACGUUCUAUGCCUCUGACAGCGACUGUAACCAAUUCUUUGUCUGUGCCAAUGGCCAGUUGCACAUCCAGAAAUGCCCGCAAAAUUUCUAUUUCGAUGACAACAAGAAAUUCUGUGUUUUUGAUUCGAAUCAGAAAUGCCAGCAGAAUGGACUGAGUGCCGUUGAAACGCCAGCAGCUGCUCCCAUGCCCAAAAUCGUUGUCUCGCCCCAGGAAAUCGCCUCCGGUCACAUGAAAUAUUAAAACGUGUUUAUAUCUUGAACGAUAAACAAUGAAUAAUAUGAUUCUCGCCUCUCAAUGUACCUGGAAUUUUUCUUUAAUUAGGACGGACGAACGGACGGACAGACGUUCGGAUGGUCAUUGUCUAAUUCUAGUAUAUAUGUAUAGCCCAUAACACCUCCUCAAUUAUUAUAAACUAGUUUUAAGAUCCCAAUACUAUAUAUAUGUACGAUUGUAUUUAACCAAUAAAAAAUUAAAGUAUUAUUUAUUUGCAAAAUUUGAA
Molecule: messenger RNA, 1340 nt
Organism: Musca domestica (house fly)
Lineage: Eukaryota; Metazoa; Arthropoda; Insecta; Diptera; Muscidae
Product: peritrophin-48
Exons: 2
Coding region: 122-1081 (319 amino acids)
Cellular component (GO): extracellular region
Molecular function (GO): chitin binding
Source: RefSeq, a predicted model, not a curated record